This is a messenger RNA of Phaethon lepturus (White-tailed tropicbird), 2370 nucleotides long. Its product is annotated as dynein heavy chain 9, axonemal-like. The annotation marks the transcript as partial. Gene Ontology annotation, molecular function: dynein light intermediate chain binding; dynein intermediate chain binding; minus-end-directed microtubule motor activity. The transcript is spliced from 13 exons. Gene Ontology annotation, cellular component: dynein complex. NCBI's taxonomy places the organism in Eukaryota, Metazoa, Chordata, Aves, Phaethontiformes, Phaethontidae. Gene Ontology annotation, biological process: microtubule-based movement. The record is from RefSeq and is a predicted model, not a curated record.
AAGAAUCUGACGGAGCUGAGGUCCUUUGGGUCGCCGCCUCCAGCCGUCAGCAACGUCACCGCCGCCGUGAUGGUGCUGAUGGCCCCGGGAGGAAAGAUUCCCAAGGACAGGAGCUGGAAAGCAGCAAAAGCCGCCAUGGCCAGGGUGGAUGGCUUCCUGGACUCCUUGAUCAAGUUCGACAAGGAGAACAUCCACGAGAACUGCCUCAAAGCCCUUCAGCCUUAUUUACAAGAUCCCAAGUUUAAACCCGAAUUCGUGACCACCAAGUCCUACGCCGCAGCCGGCCUCUGCUCCUGGGUGGUGAACAUUGUGCGCUUCCACGAGGUGUACUGCGAUGUGGAGCCGAAGCGGCAGGCUCUGAGCAAAGCCAACGCAGAGCUGGCGGCUGCCCAGGACAAGCUGGUCAGCAUCAAGGCCAAAAUUGCUCGCCUCAACGAGAACCUGGGAAAGCUCACAGCCAAGUUUGAGAAGGCCACUUCAGACAAACUCAAAUGUCAGCAAGAAGCUGAAGCUACAGCGUGUACCAUCGCUCUUGCAAAUCGACUGGUUGGGGGACUCGCCUCUGAGAAUGUGAGAUGGGCUGAAGCCGUGAAGGACUUCAAAAGGCAACAGAGCACCUUGUGUGGAGAUGUCUUGCUGAUCACGGCGUUCAUCUCCUACCUGGGUUACUUCACCAAGAAAUACCGUCAAGACCUCCUGGACGGAAUCUGGAAGCCGUAUUUGCACCAGCUAAAAGUGCCAAUUCCUGUAACGCCGUCCCUCGAUCCUCUGACCAUGCUGACAGAUGAUGCUGAUGUAGCGGCGUGGCAGAAUGAGGGCCUGCCAGCUGAUCGGAUGUCCACUGAAAAUGCCACCAUCCUCACCAACUGUGAGCGCUGGCCCCUCAUGGUGGAUCCCCAGCUGCAGGGUAUCAAAUGGAUCAAAACAAAGUAUGGCGAAGACCUCCGAGUGAUCCGAAUUGGGCAGAAGGGGUACCUGGACACGAUGGAACGAGCCCUGGCUGCAGGAGAACUGGUUUUGAUUGAAAACCUGGAGGAAUCCAUGGACCCAGUUUUGGGGCCGUUACUGGGGCGAGAAACAAUCAAGAAAGGAAGGUACAUUAAAAUCGGGGACAAGGAGUGUGACUUCAACCCCGCUUUCCGUCUCAUCCUCCACACAAAGCUGGCAAACCCGCAUUUCCAACCUGAGCUGCAGGCACAGUGCACCCUCAUCAACUUCACCGUCACACGAGAUGGCUUGGAGGACCAGCUGCUCGCGGCGGUGGUCAACAUGGAGAGGCCUGACUUGGAAGAGCUUAAGUCAGAUCUCACAAAGCAACAGAAUGGAUUCAAAAUCACCUUGAAAACGUUAGAGGACAACUUGCUCUCUCGGUUGUCAUCAGCAUCUGGGAACUUCCUGGGAGACACAGCAUUGGUGGAGAACUUGGAGAUCACUAAACAGACAGCUGCAGAAAUUGAGGAGAAGGUCCAGGAGUGUAAGGUGACAGAAACCAAGAUUAACGAAGCCAGAGAGCACUACAGGCCUGCCGCCGCACGGGCCUCUCUGCUGUACUUCACCAUGAACGACCUCCAUGCCAUCCAUCCCAUGUACCAGUUCUCGCUGAAGGCCUUCAGCAUCGUGUUUCAGAAAGCCAUUGAGAGGGCUUCUGCGGAUGAGAGCCUCGCAGCGCGUGUGCUGAAUCUCAUCGACAGCAUUACCUUCUCCGUGUUCCAGUACAUAACCCGGGGACUGUUUGAGUGUGAUAAAUUGACCUACACCGCUCAAGUUACCUUCCAGAUACUUCUGAUGAGUAAAGAAAUCAACACAGUAGAACUGGAUUUCCUACUAAGAUACCCAGCACAGACCAGAGUCACAAGCCCUGUUGAGUUCCUGUCUAAUCACUCCUGGGGAGGAAUCAAGGCUCUCUCAUCCAUGGAGGAAUUCAGAAACCUGGAUCGGGACAUUGAGGGGUCUGCAAAACGGUGGAAGAAAUUUGUUGAAUCUGAGUGUCCUGAAAAGGAGAAAUUCCCCCAGGAAUGGAAGAACAAGUCAGCUCUGCAGCGCCUGUGCAUAAUGAGAGCCGUCCGCCCCGAUCGCAUGACCUACGCUGUCAGAGAUUUUGUAGAAGAAAAGCUUGGCAGUAAAUAUGUGGUAGGGAGAUCCCUGGAUUUUGCAACAACCUUUGAGGAAUCAGGACCUGCAACCCCAGUGUUUUUUAUCCUGUCCCCAGGAGUCGACCCAUUGAAGGAUGUGGAGAAACAAGGGAAGAAACUCGGUUAUACAUUUAACAACAGGAAUUUCCACAAUGUUUCCCUUGGACAAGGUCAAGAGGUAGUUGCUGAACAAGCUCUAGAUCUGGCUGCGAAGGAGGGUCACUGGGUCAUCCUCCAG